ACUUUGAACUAAAAUUGGCUUUAAAUAUUCUAUUACAUCACAAACUUUUAAGUUGGUUUGUAUUUUGCAUCGAGAUUGCCUUCCCUAGUUGGUAGUAGAUGGCAAAAAGUAGAAUGGCAAAAGAAGGAAAGGGAAGUUGAAGCUUCAAGUAACAUUCCAUGCAAAGGCAAAUUUAAGCUUCACGAAAUAUUGGCUUUAAUAUAAUCAACCCAGUAACUUUUCAUAUCAUUAAUGUUUUCCAAGAAGGUCGAAUAAAAGAAUGCCACGAAAUCAAAAUAAGUCCAAACAAAUUGGAAAGAGUUGCUUUAAAGCCAUAAAUACAUUCAAAUAUGCAAUAAGAUUGGUACUUGAUGUUCCUUAACAAUAUAGUCCUGUUACUGGAGAGGCAUUGUAGCUAAAGCCAUAAACCUAUACGAGAUGUCACCCUCCUCCAAACCCAAAGCAUAUCCCCCCUGACAGUCUGUAAUUUGCUGUUGAUCGAUGUUAUUUAUUUUUCAUAGGAAACGAUUUCCUUGCUUUUUACCUACCCCUGCUUGAGCUAGCAGCUCCUCGCUAUAUAAAUAAGCCAGCCCCACCGGGCUCGUUCUAUUGCCAACUGGAAAUUCUUGGGUUUUUUGGGCUUAUUGUUACUGUAAACAAAAUUUUGUUUGGGGAAAGAAAAUGAAGCUUGUCUUGGUGACUUUCCUGCUUGUUUCUCUUGUUCUCAGCUCCUCCUUCUUUGAGGUGUCAAUGGCCGGUUCUGGUUUCUGUAACUCCAAGUGUAAGGUGAGGUGCUCAAAGGCAGGGGAAAAAGACAGGUGCUUGAAGUACUGUGGAAUUUGCUGUAAGAAAUGCAACUGUGUUCCAUCCGGGACAUAUGGGAACAAGUAUGAAUGCCCUUGCUACAGGGACAUGAAGAACUCCAAGGGCAAGCCCAAGUGCCCUUAGAUUUUUCAUACAUGUAUUUCUUUUGCAUAACAAUGUACGUCCGUUUGUGGAACUAAACAUCAAGAGUCAUGGAGGAGGUCCCAUCAAAGGUUUUUUUAAUUUAGUAUAUAUUAUUAAAUGAAUAAAUAGGAUCCUCCCAUGGUUUAUGUAUAUGUUGCCUCAUUUGAAUAAUUUCCAUGUACUCUGGUAAUUAUCUAAAGUGAUUAAAUUGAUGAUCGAUCUUUGAACUUGAAAAGCUAAUAAAGACUUGAUCAUGGCAGCUGGCUUGUACUUCACAAUGAUGUACAAGUUCAAGAUCUUCAGUUAAGUUUGUGCCAUUGGGAGAUACUUGUUCAACAUAGUUUUAGGCUCGAGGUUGACUGUUUGUAAUAUUAUUUUUCUAAGCAGAAUUUUGUGCAACGUAGGAUGUAACAAACCAGUUUUGUUUUGUCCCCGGCGAUGUGUUCGCCCUUUCGCCCUUUUCGUUUCGAUUGCCGUUUGAUUCAUGCCACCUGCAUCAAUCCGUUACAAUUUGCCAGAAAAAGGUUUGAACAUCCUCAAGUCCCGACGUCUCUUUCACUAGUGCUCAUAAGGAAAAAAAUCGUCCUCUUUGCCAGUGCUGAGAGAUGUCACAAUUUGUAUACACAACGGUUUGAUCAUGAACAGUAAAAGUGCUGGAAAAGGAGAAAAGUUAGCAGAAAAUGACUCCUUUAUGCUGCUAGAAUUAAUGUUUGCCACCUCAACGACGUAUCCUUUGCUCACUUAUAUGCAAAUUCUUGUGUAAUACUAAGGUUAGUGGGCUUGUUGAGUAGUUUAACUGAUAACUGGCAAAAAAAAGGCAUGUAAAGGUAUCAGUUCCCAGAAGUUCCAGAGCGCAUUAGGAGUUUCUGCCUUCUGGGACAUAAGCCUCCAACAAUAUACUGCAAAGUAGAAUGUAAACAGCAGCCACUAUAUUUGUUUUGCUUGCAUUUGGCAGUUUGAGAUUUUCGAGUAAAAUAAGUUCACGGGCAGCUAGAUUCUACAACCAUUAGAGAAAAUAUCCUUAUUCCUUUACCAAGAUCAUCUAGGAGGCAGCUAGCCAGAGGUCGUGGGUUAUUAUCGAUUGUAAACCAUCCUCAUCCUGCACUAAAGCAGCGGGUGAGGAAGGUUAGAAAAUGGAAAUUGCUCUAGUCCUUACCAUGAAUACCUCAUUUAAUGUGGGGUUAAUGGAAGUCUGGAGUGCAAUUUUCACUCCAUAAAAUCUCAAUUAUUUUCCUUUACUCUAAAAUCUCCAACUUUUUCCCAUCCUUCCGUUCACUUUAUUCAGGGAAGUAAGCUUUAAAGGACAAAACUGUGGAAGGAAAAAGCAGCGCUGCGAGACUGCGACGUACCACAUUCUACCACUUCUUCCUCUUUAUUGGCCAGACCCAAAAUGGAGGGAUUGUUCACGGUGAGUGGGGUCUUCCUCAAUGAGCAAUAGGUGAGAUCGCAAUCAGUGCCAGAACCACAGCGUUGGCAUCUUCGUCAUAGUUCAGGAUGUUUCAAAGCCAAGAGCUGUUGGUCUUCUUUUUUCUACGCUUGCAUCAUCAGAGAUUGGGGUUG
Molecule: messenger RNA, 2487 nt
Organism: Durio zibethinus
Lineage: Eukaryota; Viridiplantae; Streptophyta; Magnoliopsida; Malvales; Malvaceae
Product: peamaclein-like
Source: RefSeq, a predicted model, not a curated record